CACUCUCCUAAUUAUACAAUCCCAAAUUCUAGUCUCUAUAUCAGAUAGACUAGCUGGCAUAUUUAAGCUUUCAAGCCCUGUUAGAACAGGGCUGGCACAUUUAUACACACCAUUUUGAUAAAUUCAGUAAGAAGAAGAGGUCUCGAAAGGUAUAUGAACCCAUUGGGUCUUGCCACAGACAUGCUAGGCAUUGUUAUUAAUGCAGUAUUUGCAAUCAGAAUUCAAUGCUGGUUUGUUGUUGCAGUUCCUUGAGAUGUUUCCAAAGCCAUCGAAUUUCAGAAUAACAUUGAAUUCUCUAUAGAAGAAGGUUAUGCUUGCAUUAGUAUAAGAUUCUUAGCCAGCUACUCUGUAUGUUAAAUUUUUGUCUCUGAUAUAAGUACAUUAGACUCAAAGCAAUACUCUGAUUUUAUUUUUGAUAAGAAAGAUUUCGUCUGAUGCAUAGCACUAAAUCACUUUUCUCUUUUAUCUCUUCCUCUCAUGCAUCUUGCUAGUUAUGCUGCUUGUACUUGCAUGCCAUAGCUUUUAAUAAAGGACAAAUUCUGCAAUAACAAAGGAGGUGGAUGUUUUUUCGAUGGAAAGCAGCCUGCCUUCAGGGGGCCUUCUCAGAUUUUUAUUAUUACAUUUUGCACACUCUUAGUAUAAUACAUAUUUUGUUUCUGAUUCACUUCUUUUAGAUAUAUCUUAUUUCCUUUUUCAUCUCUGUUCUUGUGUUAGCCUUUCUCCUUGGAGAUACUUCAUGCAUUCAUCUGCUGUGUUUUAGCCUAACAAAUUUUGAAUUUAGUUUCCAUACACAGCAUUUGCAAGAAAGUAUUAUAAUGCAUUUUGGGGCCUUCAUUCAGCUUGGAACAACAGCCUUGUUUUUGUCAUUCAGGAUGAGAGUGAGCAAAGAUUUCAAGAUGAAACGAGUAUGUAGAAGUUUGGAGAUGAUCUGCACUUCCCACCCACCAAGCAAGUGUGCUGUAGAUUUUAAUGCUAUGGAGCAGGAUUCGAGUCAGGAUGAUCCCACUGAAUUUCUCAACCCUCAAAUUAUGAAGGAAAAACUGAAUUGCACUAUAUUUCCGCAUAAUGAAACCAGAGCUCCUGUUCAACCUUGCCCAAGAUGUAUUGCUGGAGAACCUACAGCCUUUGUACACGAAGAAAUGAGAAUGUAUUCGCAGACAAAUCUUGACCUGAGGGAGAAGGCUGAGGGAAUCUGGAUUUUCAAUAACAUAAGACAAUAAAGCUCAGACUUCUAACCUGCUGCAAUAUGGUAAAAGUAUAAAGAGCUUAGCAACUAAUAAAAGA
Sceloporus undulatus (fence lizard) is the source of this 1284-nucleotide messenger RNA. RefSeq lists its product as uncharacterized. The transcript has 4 exons. Lineage: Eukaryota; Metazoa; Chordata; Lepidosauria; Squamata; Phrynosomatidae. The record is from RefSeq and is a predicted model, not a curated record. Bases 816 to 1220 code for a protein of 134 amino acids.